AUGUACGGAGAAUUAGGCAAUAAACUGGUUCAACACGCCAAACGCACCCAGUCCCUCGCCCACCUUCCACCGUACCAAACCGAGCUUGUCCGUACCGUCGCACGCGAAGUCCGCGACCUGGACCGCGACCUCGCCCACCUCCUGGCCCCAUUUGAAGGUUCCUUCAACCCAUCUCAAGAACCCGCCGUCGCGUGUGCCCUGCUAGUCGACCAUCUCUGCAUCCGGCGCAACAAGCGCUGCCUCCUAGCCUAUCACCGCGUGCGCACAGAGAAACUCGAAGAGCUAUGUUGGAAGGGAAUUGAUGUUCUAGAGCACCAGCAGGCGACUGCGGCGGGAGACGAUGGAGGACAAAUGGGAGGUCAGAACUCAGAGAGCACAGGCGCGCAGGGUACUAGUGGGAACGAGAGCUCGCUGAGCCCCGAAGAGGAAGAGUAUUUCCGGGAGUACAGCGACAUGCUAGCUACAUACAAGGGGCAGUGGACGGAUAUCGAUCUUACGGGGAGCUUGGAGCCACCGAAGGAUCUGUUUAUUGACGUGAGGGUUCUAAAGGAUGCGGGAGAGAUCCAAACGGAGUAUGGGGUCAUCAACCUAACGAAGAACAGCCAGCUUUAUGUGCGACAUGGCGAUGUGGAACGGCUCAUUGCGCAGGGGUUUCUGGAACAGCUGAGUUGA
Aspergillus nidulans FGSC A4 is the source of this 672-nucleotide messenger RNA. RefSeq names its product DNA replication protein PSF1. The record is from RefSeq and is a predicted model, not a curated record. NCBI's taxonomy places the organism in Eukaryota, Fungi, Ascomycota, Eurotiomycetes, Eurotiales, Aspergillaceae. The transcript has 3 exons. Bases 1 to 672 code for a protein of 223 amino acids. Gene Ontology annotation, cellular component: CMG complex; GINS complex; nuclear replication fork. Gene Ontology annotation, biological process: DNA replication; DNA-templated DNA replication; DNA strand elongation involved in mitotic DNA replication.